AAAGGUAAAUGGGACCUUUGCGGAAGGGAAUAAAAAGGCCCCAACUCAUCCGCCCCGUUCGUGGUCGCACCACUCCAUAGUCACCUUUUCGCCUGCCUAACAUGAUGGCGUCACCCAAGUGCUUCACACCCCACCCCUCUCCCCUCGCCGAUGUCCCUAGAGAGUAUAUCGCACAGCAGCUCCACAGUCUUGCUCCCCUCUACUGGAACAAACCAGAAACAGCCGAUUGUACCAUAGUUGUACCCUUCGGCCACCCUCGGCUAUCACCUCGUCAUCAUGCAGCUGAUCCGAGUCACGUCACUUCCCAUCUUACACUCCAAUUGCACAUGGACUAUUUGUGUGCCAAGUCGUCGCUCCUGCGAGGCCUCUUCGGCGGGUACUCGUACCUCGACCUAGUGAAACCAGAUCCAUCGGCAUCCUCGCCGUCCACAUCCCGAACGUCGGGCUGUCUCCAGCCACAUCUCCUACCUUCCUCUCGCCCCGUUCUUCUCCUCCCCGUUCCCGAUCCUCGUUCAAUACACCUUCUCGUCCACUGGAUAUACUUUGGCAAAGCAGACCUCAUCGAGACUUGUCUGAACGAAGGAGUCGUUGACUGGGAGGGCCUCACGCAGAAUGUCGAGUACCUCGGCCUCACGACGGACAUCAAGGUCUUCUUAGGCCGAUGGUAUGACAACUGGCUGCUUCCUACGCAUGAUCGGUCCGACAUAUGUUCACCUGACGAAGACGUAUCGUCAUCGUCGUCGUUGUCUUCAUCGGGCUCGAGGACUUCCUCUCCUUGUGAAGAAGUCAAAGGAGUGCGAUUUGAGCGUGGUCGCACGCGGGUCGUUCGCCCUCUCUCACGAUCGUGCAGGCAGCUUCCGUUGUAUGCGGCUGCUUGAUCAUGUUGGUUCAUAUUUUUUAGGACGCCUCACUCCCCCUUCUUCG
Molecule: messenger RNA, 924 nt
Organism: Pisolithus orientalis
Lineage: Eukaryota; Fungi; Basidiomycota; Agaricomycetes; Boletales; Pisolithaceae
Exons: 3
Coding region: 102-878 (258 amino acids)
Source: RefSeq, a predicted model, not a curated record